AUGUCGAGGCGGAAGGACGUGUUUGACGGUAGAGCGAAGGUUGUGGCGGAUCGCUGUCCGGCGGGGUCAGCUCAGGCGACUGAGUUGCUCCUGUCGGCGGCCCCAUCCGGCCCCCCACUUAUGACGAACCGGCGCCGACAACCUGACGAUGACUUGGAUGUUUCUUCUGAUGACGUUUCUCGCUCCCAGGAGCGCAUGCUCGUUCGAAUGCACAAGCUUGCGCAUGGGGGUGACUACCCCGGUCGUGCGGAAGACGUAGCUGCCGUGCUUGCUUACUGCAAUAUCCGGAAGGCUGCUGCACUGCCGGGCACGGGGCGACAGGAGGCAGUUGCGCCGGUGGGGGCCUCGCCAGGUGCGUUGUCUGCGUCCCUGGCGACGGCGGUCUCACUGGGUGCGCCACGAGGGCCGGCCAUGCAAGAGGUCGGUUCUCUCGUGGCUGCUCCUACGGCCCUGCAACAGCAAGAACCCGUUGCCACGCCAGUUACUGCCCCGCCCUGCGCGAAGGGCACUACCGCGGUCUGGGCGGGUGCAAAGCCAGCUCAAGAGGCCGCCGUGAUUGCCGGCGACGACGACUUACCAGACGCUAAUCUUGCGGAGGCUAUUGCUGACGCCGACCGACGUGACGCUGACGAUGCUCGUGCGCUCCGGAAGCGCCGUGCAGACGUGGCUGACGACUCCGAUGUCCGCUCCCAAGCCUCCGACACUGCUCGGCCGCGGAAGAAAGCCCCUAAGGCCUCCCGACCCGCUGCUGCCGCCGCGGCCCAGGUGGUCGCGACGCCGCUGCGCACGAGGGGGCAGCAGCCCUCCACAGGGCCUCCUGACGUGCGCCGCCCCGAUGAGGACGGGUUCAUCACCCCUGCCAGGCGCCGCACGGCGCGGGCAGCUGUCCUACAGCCUGCGCAGCCACUGCCGACUGCCAACGCCUUCCAGGACGCGUCUGUUGACGUAGCGGAUGACGCUGGGGUUCCGCCCCGGAAAGCGGCGCCGCGAACCCCGCCGAUUGUGGUCCAAUGGGACGGCCCUUAUAAGCCGUUCGAGCAGAAGAUCGCUCGGGCGGCGCCCACUGCCAGUCGGCUGCUGACCCUGCACCCACGCCUGCAUCUCCCGCUGCCGCUCCCCGCCGGCGCCGACGACGGCCGCGGCGAUCGCCCCGCGACGGCUCGUCCGGCCGCUGGUGCCCCUCUGGAGUGGCGGCGGCCUGACCCCCAGGCUGUGCCCCCGCCGACACCGCCUCCUGCGGUUCCACCGCCACCUGCUGUUCCUGCUUUGGAGGCCGCCCCAGAGGACCAUCCACAGUAUCACAUUAGUUGCAGCGCAGUAGCACAGCACGCCAGCGCUGAGGGUGGUGCGUAUGACACGGCGGCUGCAGUUCACGGCGAGCGCGCCGCUGAUGGAUGGGCGCUGUCGCGGCCACAACGGCCGUCACGAUGGCCAGACGGCGUGACGCGGCGCCGGCCCGCGCCACGCAGCGCCGCGAAAUUAGUUAAUUGA
Messenger RNA from Schistocerca gregaria, 1491 nucleotides. RefSeq names its product WW domain-binding protein 11-like. The coding region runs from base 1 to 1491 and encodes 496 amino acids. Lineage: Eukaryota; Metazoa; Arthropoda; Insecta; Orthoptera; Acrididae. The record is from RefSeq and is a predicted model, not a curated record. The transcript is spliced from 3 exons.